Messenger RNA from Colletotrichum paranaense, 558 nucleotides. RefSeq lists its product as uncharacterized. Bases 1 to 558 code for a protein of 185 amino acids. The record is from RefSeq and is a predicted model, not a curated record. Lineage: Eukaryota; Fungi; Ascomycota; Sordariomycetes; Glomerellales; Glomerellaceae. The transcript has a single exon.
AUGUCCUCCAGGAGGACUAUCUUCGAUGCAGCGAGCUGGCCGAGAUAUCACGGGAAAGGUGUAUAUCUGGGACAAACUGCCUGCCCGUCGACAAACGCGGCUCAACGUUGUCCGUCCUCGUUCGUCGUACCCGCAUACCGAACACGGGAUAUCCACGGUCAUUAUCUCGUGUCCGGUGUUGUUCUCGAAGAGGGGAUGAAUCAAAUGAUACGAAUGCCCCGACAAGACGAUCCUUGCGAUCCGGUUGUUGACUUACCUACCCCAUGUCUGGCUCGUCUUAUCUUAUCAUCCCUGAGGGGGAAUCGCAUCCUGAGGUGGCCUCGCCUGUUCACGAGACCAGCCAACCUCGCAUCAUCGAGUAAUAACCGCCUACUUCGCAGAGUUGUCGAGGGUCCGAGACCGCCUUGCAUUUCGAGCCAGCAGGCCCGCACCCAACCAUUUGAGGCCCGCCCGCUGAUGGAUCGCUGGAGCAAUCGCUGGAUCUUGAAUCCUGCGGUUCGGAUGGCAAUGGAGAGCACAUGUGCGUUGGCAAAAGUCAACUCAAAAUCUCUGGCUUAA